AUGCGAUUCUUCGACCAAAUCAUCGCUUUCGCGGUGUUGCAGCUGGCAAUUGCAUACCCUGAGAAGAGACAAGUCCCUGCAGAGCCUAAUGGAGUGAUAACCAUAUCGUCACCAGAUGGUGCUACCAUUCGAUAUAAGCAGCCUGGCAAAGAUGGCGUGUGUGAAACAACGCCUGGCGUUAAUUCGUACUCCGGCUACAUCUCUCUGAACGAGACAACGAAUAUGUUCUUCUGGUUCUUCGAAGCUCGGGAGAAUGCUGCCACUGCACCACUCACACUCUGGCUCAAUGGUGGCCCGGGGUCAGACUCUCUCAUCGGUCUCUUCCAGGAGCUAGGGCCUUGCAACGUAACUGCAAAUUUAACCUCAGAGCUAAACCCGUUCUCGUGGUCAAAUGUCUCGAAUAUGCUCUUUUUGAGUCAGCCUAUCGGGGUCGGCUUUUCAUACGCUACAGAGGAACUGGUUGAUUUCAACUCAACUACGGGCAGAUACACCAAUGCGACCGACGAUCCAGCCGAUGCAAAUGGCAGGAUCAGCUCUACGGAUCCUUACAGAUAUGACACGACCUAUCUGUCAGCUAUUGGGACUUGGGGUAUUCUCCAGGGCUUCUUGGCCAACCUUGAUACCCUCGACAAUACCGUACAGAACAAAACGUUCAACCUAUGGACUGAGUCUUAUGGUGGCCACUACGGACCUGCAUUCUACGAGUACUUCUCCGAGCAGAACAACAUGAUCGAGAAUGGUACGGCCAACGGCACAUGUCUCUACAUGGAUACCCUUGGUAUUGGCAACGGCAUCAUCGAUGAGCUGAUCCAAGCACCAUACUAUCCCGAGUUCACCCAAUACAACACCUAUGGCAUCCAGCUCGUCAACGAGUCCAUAUACAACUUCAUGAAAGUCGCCUACUACAUCGAAGGUGGCUGCCGAGACCAGGUCCUGGAGUGCGCAGCAGUCGAUCUAUCCACUGCUGCUGGUAAGGCUGUCUGUGCUGCGGCGACGAAUUUUUGUCGUGGAUUCGUGGAGGAGCCUUACUACGAAUAUGGUAGCCGUGGUGUCUAUGAUAUCCGCCAUCCAUACGACGAUCCUACACCACCCACAUACUUCAUCGACUACCUCAACACUGCAGCUGUCCAAAACGCCCUCGGUGUCAACCUAAACUACACUGCCGACUCCUCUAGCCAGGUCGGAAGAGGUUUCAGCUCGACAGGUGACUUCGUCUAUCGUAGUCUGAUCCAGGACCUCGAGAACCUCCUCAACGCCGGCGUUCGUGUUGCACUUUAUUACGGCGAUGCAGAUUAUAUAUGUAAUUGGCUUGGAGGCGAAGCUCUCUCGCUUCAGAUCAACUACACCCAUGCUACGGAGUUCCGCGCUGCCGACUAUGCUCCAUACAUCGUAGACGGGCAAGAAUAUGGCGAAGUCAGGCAGUACGGCAACUUCUCCUUCCUACGCAUGUACGAGAGCGGGCACGAGGUGCCCUUCUAUCAACCCGCGGCCAGCCUGGAGUUCUUCCGCAGAGUCCUUGGCAACUUGGUGGUGGCUGAUGGGAGUGAGGCACUCACGGCGAACUAUAGCAGUCCAGGCAUCGCGUCUGCGACUCAUACUGAGCCUUUCGUACCGCUACCUUCGAGCACGAGUGGAGGCAGCAGCACAGCCACUGCUGCUGGACGAUAG
Molecule: messenger RNA, 1668 nt
Organism: Recurvomyces mirabilis
Lineage: Eukaryota; Fungi; Ascomycota; Dothideomycetes; Mycosphaerellales; Teratosphaeriaceae
Exons: 5
Coding region: 1-1668 (555 amino acids)
Biological process (GO): proteolysis
Cellular component (GO): fungal-type vacuole
Molecular function (GO): serine-type carboxypeptidase activity
Source: RefSeq, a predicted model, not a curated record